CCCCCCCCCCCCCGUUUUUUUGGGGGGGUUUGUUGUUGUCGCGGGACCCUUCCAUCAUGUCCAGAUCCAAUAGUGUCAGCCCACCCGCGGUCGCCGCGCCUGGGAUGAGGGGAGGGACCGAACACAGAUCAGCUUGGGGCGAAUCGGAGGCUGUUGCCAACGGAUGCCCAUACUCGGCCAGAUCUCCGCGCAAAAAGCUCUCCCGGUCGAACAGCCGAUGGAGGGAAGAGGAUGAUGCGCAGCGACAGCCCGGGCGAGCCUCGACCACAGUCAGCCGGGUCAGCUUCAGGUCCAGGGCAGCCUGGCAGGAACAUGGGGAGGAGAGUAGUCGAAACAACAACCACCGCUCGUCCCAGAAGCGCGCGGAUGGGGAGUUGAGAAGUGCCAAGUCGGUGGAAGUGGGUUUGGAGAACCGACGGCCGAGGCUGAAGACCACGGAGGAGGAGGCGGAGGAGGAGGAGGCGGUCAUGCCUGAAGUUCACUUCUCCUUGGUGGCGUGCUGUAGCGGCGUGAUGCAGAUUUUCAAAUCCAAGAAGUUCCAGUCGGAGAAGUUGGAGAGGCUCUACCAGCGCUACUUCUUCAGACUCAACCAGAGCAGCCUGACCAUGCUCAUGGCCGUACUUGCGCUGGUGUUCGCCGUCAUGCUAGGCUUCCACUGCGCCGCGGCCGGCGGCACGAACCCCACGUACGCAGCAGUGUUCUCCGUGGCCAUCGUGCUCAUCUUGGUGCUGGUGGUGGUUUGCAACCGGAACGGCUUCCAUCAGGACCACAUGUGGUUGGUGUGCUACGGGGUGAUCGCGCUGGUGCUGGUGGUGCAGGUGAUGGGGGUGCUGCUGAUGCAGCCCCGCAGUGUCUCGGAGGGCGUGUGGUGGACGGUGUUCUUCAUCCACAUCAUCUACACGCUGCUGCCCGUGCGGAUGCGCGCGGCCGUCAUCACCGGAGUCCUGCUGUCCGCCGUCCACGUGGCUGCUUCGUGGGCGCUGAGCGGCGUGGACAGCCUUCUUUGGAGACAGCUGGUGUCCAACGUGCUGAUCUUCUCCUGCACCAACAUCGUGGGCGUGUGCACACACUACCCGGCGGAGGGCUCCCAGAGGCAGGCCUUCCAGGAGACCCGCGAGUGCAUCCAGGCCCGCCUCCACUCCCAGAGGGAGAACCAGCAGCAGGAGCGUCUCCUGCUCUCCGUGCUUCCCCGCCACGUUGCCAUGGAGAUGAAGGCUGACAUCAACGCCAAGCAGGAGGACAUGAUGUUCCACAAGAUCUACAUCCAGAAGCACGACAACGUCAGGCUGGUCCGGGAGGUGACCGGGGUGAACGUCAACAUGCGGGUGGGGAUCCACAGCGGCAGGGUGCACUGCGGGGUGCUGGGGCUCAGGAAGUGGCAGUUCGACGUGUGGUCCAACGACGUGACGCUGGCCAAUCACAUGGAGGCUGGCGGGCAGGCUGGGCGUAUCCACAUCACCAAGGCCACCCUGAACUAUCUGAACGGAGACUACGACGUGGAGGCCGGCACGGGGGGGGAUCGCAACCCCUACCUGAAGAAGAACAACAUAGAGACCUACCUCAUCGUGGGCUGCAGCCAGAAACGGAAAGAGGAGAAGGCCAUGAUCGCCAAAAUGAACCGGCAGCGUACCAACUCGGUGACCCACAACACGGGCCACUGGACGGACCGGCCCUUCUACAACCACCUGGGGGGAAACCAGAUCUCCAAGGAGAUGAAGAGGAUGGGCUUUGAAGACCCCAAGGACAAGAACACGCAGGAGAACCUGAACCCGGAGGACGAGGUGGACGAGUUCCUGGGCCGCGCCAUCGACGCCCGCAGCAUCGACCGCCUGCGCUCGGAGCACGUCAAGAAGUUCCUACUCACCUUCCGCGAGCCCGACCUGGAGAAGAAGUACUCUAAGCAGGUGGACUCCAGGUUCGGUGCCUACGUUGCCUGUGCCUCCCUCGUCUUCCUCUUCAUCUGCCUCAUCCAGAUCGUCAUCGUACCGCACUCCAGUGUGAUGCUGGGUUUCUUCAUCACCUGUCUGAUAAUCCUGAUGGGUGUCAUGUUCGUGUCAGCUGUCUACUCCUGCUUCGGGAUGUUCCCAGGGGCUCUGCAGAACCUGUCUAAGAGGAUCGUCCAGUCCCGGCUCAACAGCACGCUGGUGGGCGUCUUUACCAUCGUCAUCGUCUUUCUGUCCGCCUUCGUCAACAUCUUCACUUGCAGCAGCCGGGACCUGCGGGCCUGCAUCAGCUCGGAGCUCAACAUGAGCCUGUCCAGCGUCAACGCCUGCCACGCCCUCAUCCUCAACGUCACCUUCGACUCCCACCCCGACCUCUGCCAGGACCUCUCGCCCAUCUGCAGCUUCCCAGAGUACUUCUCGUCCUGCGUGCUGCUGAGUCUGCUGGCAUGCUCAGUAUUCCUGCAGGUGAGCAGCAUUGGCAAGCUCUUCCUCAUGCUCUUCAUCGAGCUCCUCUACCUCCUGGUCAUGGAGAUCCCCGAGGCCAGCCUCUUCGACAACCAGGACCUCCUCGUCAUGGCCAGCGGCAUUAAGAUCAUCAACGGAACAAGCUGUAGAGUGGACACCAAGGUUCCCCUGAAGAUCAUGACCCCGGUGGUCAUCACGGUCUUCGUCCUGGCGCUCUACCUCCACGCCCAGCAGGUCGAGUCCACAGCCAGGCUGGACUUCCUCUGGAAGCUACAGGCGACGGAGGAGAAGGAGGAGAUGGAGGAGCUGCAGGCGUACAACCGCCGGCUGCUGCACAACAUCCUGCCCAAGGACGUGGCGGCCCACUUCCUGCAGCGGGAGCGGCGCAACGACGAGCUCUACUACCAGUCGUGCGAGUGCGUGGCCGUCAUGUUCGCCUCAAUCAGCAACUUCUCCGAGUUCUACGUGGAGCUGGAGGCCAACAACGAGGGCGUGGAGUGCCUCCGGCUGCUCAACGAGAUCAUCGCCGACUUUGACGAGAUCAUCAGCGAGGACCAGUUCCGCCAGCUGGAGAAGAUCAAGACCAUCGGCUCCACCUACAUGGCGGCCUCGGGCCUCAACGACUCCACCUACGACAAGGUGGGGCGCACGCACAUCCGCGCACUGGCGGACUACGCCAUGCGCAUGAUGGACCAGAUGAAGUACAUCAACGAGCACUCCUUCAACAACUUCAAGAUGAAGAUCGGGCUCAACAUCGGGCCGGUGGUGGCGGGCGUGAUCGGUGCCCGGAAGCCCCAGUACGACAUCUGGGGGAACACGGUGAACGUGGCCAGUCGCAUGGACAGCACCGGCGUGCCUGAGAGGAUCCAGGUGACAACCGACCUCUACCAGGUCCUGAGCUCCUACAACUACACGCUGGAGUACCGGGGCGUGGUGACGGUCAAGGGGAAAGGGGAGAUGAUGACCUACUUUCUAACCGCCGGACCCCCAAGCAGUUAACACCCACUCACCCAGGGGACCCCCAUGAACACUGGGUGGGGCCCGAGGGGGGAGCUGAGGCGGACUUCUGGGUCCGAACGACGGGCGUUUUUUCACAAACGUGGGGACGUCGGGACGAGCCUCGGGCCUCUUUGGACUCCCGGUGGUCUCUUGGUUUUCCCGUUCAUGGCGAUUCAUGGCGUUGAACGCUCGUGAGGCUCUUGGCGCCUGCUGAGAAGGAGCAAGGAGUCCGCCCCAGGACGGAUCCAAAGCAAGGACCCAAAGACGCAGGGCCAGACUCGAGGAGACUGGAGGGUACUUGAUGGACGUGGGGGAGGGGGGGGGUCCGCCCUGGUGCUUGGGCCGUGGUCUUCGGCACGCUCCGCCACACCGUACCUCAUUCUGCGGUCACGCGCUGGGAUCUGAAUUCGGCUCCCAAUCCACCAGCUCUUUCUUUGGACACUUUGCCAAAGGAUUAACUGAAGUGUUUAAAAGCAAAAACAAACAAAGCAAGUCUAUUCUCUAUUUUUAUUCUCUCUCGCUUGCGCUGUCUCUCUCACUCUCUCUGUAUGUCUCUCUCUCCUGUGCCCUGAAAUAUAUUUACGUGUGCAACGCACUGUUUUAUGGGUGUAUACGGAGAAAGUACAAUCAAUGUGAAGACCAACAUCGUUUGUUGUCAUACAUAUACCGGUUUCAGGGGUUGGUGGUUUUGGUCAGGACAGGAGGAGGGCACUCACCAGCACUAAGAAAGCCUUUUACUGGAUAUGACAAUGAACGGAAGUGACAAUGAAGAUGUAGUUUGACGUCGACAGGUUGUUGAGACACUGGGCAAGGUGGGUGUGUGGAGAAAUUGGUUCCUCAAUGAAGAGAAGGAAAGGAGGGAGGUUGUCACGUUUUACAGAGCGCAUAUGGUCAGACAGGUAUACAAAUACAGACACACACUGGUCAGACACAAAUCACGCACACACGCACACACACACACAAGCCACACGCUUUAACUGAAGACCACUUUUCAAAUAAGGAUGUCAACAAAAAGCUUUUGUAAAACCGAUCUUUGAAGAAAAAAAAACAUCAUACACUACGGGAAAUUACAGAUUCUAUAUUUUGUAAAUUAAUAUAUGAGAGAGCAAUCUAUGAACACCAACGUGUAUUUGGAUGUACAUAAGUUACCCACACUGCACACCACUAGCGAUGGACAUGGGCCAUCACGUGUUGACUUUAUAUUGCCAUAUUUCAUUGCCUUUUUUAAUUUGAUUUCAUUCUAUCUGCCUUUUUUUUGUUUGUUUAUCAUGUUCACAUCGGGGGAGUUGCAUAAGUUCACAGUUCAUGGCUUUGGCAGAGGGGCAAACACACACACACACACUACUCUUCUCAUCACUGUGGGGGGAAAAACUGUUUCCCUGGAAGAGGGCGUUUCCCGGGGUUCUUUCAUGUGGUUAUGUCCCCCUCCCCGUCUAUUAAUAUUUGAUCCCUGAUGAGAAUGCGUCCGGUAUGACGAGAACUCGACUAAACUGUCUAGAGCGCUCACAGUGCUGCUCAACAACCUUCAGCUCCCCCCAUACCCCCCUGCUAGUUCAAUCAGAUGGUACGACCCAAUGAAUGUCCCAUGAUCUCCGAAUGAGGCCUUUGUAAACAAAACGAAAAAACACAGGAAGUGAUGCGUGUACUAAAUCGCAGACGGCAGCUGAUGUUCUCCCGUUGGUUAGAGAUGCGUGGUGAGAACCCGUGGUACCUUCAGUGUGACCUUUGUGGGGGUCCGCCCACCGUGUUUGGUCCUGUGAAACCUGUUUGCUUUAGCCGCACAGCAGUUCUCCAGUGCUAGCGAGCUGGACUACCGUGAUGUCUCCUGCUGGCACAUGUAUGCUACCUGACCCCCUUCCAAGUCUCUUGUAUUUUCUCUAAGGUCAUCACCAUUCUUCUAAGCUACGGAGCAAUCCAGUCGUGUUAAACAUUUUCCCGAUGUUUAUUUUUUUUUUUUAUCCAGUGAAGAGGUGUCUAUUUAUAAUAUCAGUUGGAAAUUCUGUUAUGGAAAUCCUCCGCAAUAGGAUUAAUUUAUAAUGCCUUUAUUUUUUUCGUCAUAAAGUCAUGGAAAUGGAACAGCCGUUAUUCUUCAAACAUCACAGAAGUGGAGAGCAGCUGUGUUUUAUUAAUUUUGACAAUGUUUGGCAUCAGAAUUGUCCUCAAAGCUAAGAAACAAACUUUAAAAGUGUCCUCCUGUGAGGAACCAAAGAGAUUGCACUGGAUUCUGCUGCUCUCCACGGCCGUGACUGAACCCCUCCACUGCAAUAAUCCUGCCUGCACAUCCAUAAAACAGACUCUGUUUAAUGUCGCUUACAUCUUCUUUCCUGGUAUCUGCUCAUGUGGUUUUCAUUUUCGUUUCAAUAUAAAUGGUUGGAUGCGUCGAACACAUGGUAAUAAAGAUGAUGUGCUGUUGAUCCAGAUUAAGCUUUGGAACCCAAAUCAAGAAGGCUUUUGGACAGGGGGGCAAUGGGGUUGGAGCGAAGGUACCUAUGUUGAGUGGAGGUUUUGCAUUCAAGUAAACACAAACGCCUUAGCCUCUCGCGCUACAUGGAAGGAUCUAUUUCAUUUGGAUUUGGUUCGAUGAAGAAUUGAGUCUAUGACUUCAAAGAUGAACUAUGGCUUGAUUUAGUUUUUUUGUUUGUUACAUUCCAAUAAACUGCAAAAAUGUUUUCACACUUGA
Messenger RNA from Gadus morhua (Atlantic cod), 6087 nucleotides. It is a transcript of the gene adcy5, whose product is annotated as adenylate cyclase 5. The record is from RefSeq and is a predicted model, not a curated record. Gene Ontology annotation, cellular component: plasma membrane. Lineage: Eukaryota; Metazoa; Chordata; Actinopteri; Gadiformes; Gadidae. Gene Ontology annotation, biological process: intracellular signal transduction; cAMP biosynthetic process; adenylate cyclase-activating G protein-coupled receptor signaling pathway. Gene Ontology annotation, molecular function: adenylate cyclase activity.